AUGGUCGCCUGGUUGAAGCCCUUCUUCACAGUUGUUGCCGGAGUGUAUAAUUGCAGUGAAGUUAAGGUUGCAGAUUCUCAAUUGGAGAUGCAAACAACGGCGAUUCCACCUCUACUAGUGAAGGAUCUGCCUACGAUCAAUGCGAAUGACAUAGAGAUCCUCUACCAAUUGCUGGGCAGCAUGGUUGAUCAAGUCAAAGCCUCAUCUGGCCUCAUUUGGAACACCUUCGAUCAGCUUGAACAGUCGGCACUGGCAACGCUUGCUCAAGAAUUUCCAAUCCCAGUGUUCACAGUAGGCCCUUUCCAUAAAUUCUUCACAGCUUCUUCCAGUAGCUUAUUGUCCCAAGAUCACAGCUGCAUCACUUGGCUAGAUACACAAGCACCUAACUCUGUAAUCUACGUUAGCUUCGGCAGCAUAGUACGCAUGGGUGAGGCUGAAUUAAUGGAGAUGGCUUGGGGGCUAGCCAACAGCAUGUGUCCCUUCUUGUGGGUGGUUCGAUCCGGUUUGAUCUAUGGUUCAGAACGAGUUGAACCAUUGUGGCCUGAUGGGUUCCUAGAAAUGGUUAAAGGAAAGGGUUGUUUUGUCAAUUGGGCACCUCAACAGGAUGUGUUGGCUCACCCUGCUGUGGGAGGAUUUUGGACCCACAACGGUUGGAACUCAACGCUGGAGAGUAUAUGUGAAGGGGUACCAAUGCUGUGUUCGCCUAAUUUUGGAGACCAGAUUACUAACGCGAGGAUCGUGAGCCAUGUUUGGAAGGUGGGGUUGCAGCUUGAGAAUAAGUUGGAGAGAGGGGAGAUUGAGAGAAACAUAAGAAGACUAAUGGUUGAGAAAGAAGGAGAGGAGAUGAGAGAGAGGGUUGCAUCUUUGAAGGAGAAGGCAGAAGCUUCUGUCAAGAAAGGAGGUUCUUCCUAUGAGUCUCUAGAGGACUUGAUAGCUCGGAUCUUGUCAUUUUGAAGACUAUUGUGGUCCACUUUCUCCAUGGUGUUUGAUUGUCUUAAUUAUCAAUUCCUUUUUAAA
Telopea speciosissima is the source of this 1017-nucleotide messenger RNA. Its product is annotated as UDP-glycosyltransferase 76B1-like. The transcript has 2 exons. NCBI's taxonomy places the organism in Eukaryota, Viridiplantae, Streptophyta, Magnoliopsida, Proteales, Proteaceae. The coding region runs from base 1 to 954 and encodes 317 amino acids. Gene Ontology annotation, molecular function: UDP-glycosyltransferase activity. The record is from RefSeq and is a predicted model, not a curated record.